UGCGUGUGUGUGUGUGGAGAGAAGCGGCUUGAUGCUUGUUGUUUUUGUCCAGAGAAAAGUUGCAUAGAGAAAUCCCGGCAGGUAACUUUUCGCUGCAGCCCUGCUCGCUCCUCACUGUCCGCUCCUUUGGCUGCUGGAGUUUUUCUCUUGGCUUCUUUGUUUUUUAACAUUUUUUUUUCUGGGAUUCAACUUUUUUGAAAUUAAAAAUCUGUUCCCGAUGUAUAACAUGAUGGAGACUGAACUGAAGCCCCCAGCUCCCCAGACCAACACGGGGGGCACGGGCAACACCAACACGUCCGGCACCGGCAACAACCAGAAAAACAGCCCCGAGCGGGUCAAGAGACCCAUGAACGCCUUCAUGGUGUGGUCCCGGGGACAGAGGAGGAAGAUGGCGCAAGAAAACCCCAAAAUGCACAACUCGGAGAUAAGUAAGAGGCUGGGCGCAGAGUGGAAACUCCUGUCGGAGAGCGAGAAAAGACCUUUCAUCGACGAAGCCAAGAGACUGCGGGCCCUGCACAUGAAGGAGCACCCGGAUUACAAAUACCGGCCCCGGCGGAAAACCAAGACCCUCAUGAAGAAGGACAAGUACACCUUGCCCGGUGGGCUGCUGGCUCCGGGAGGCAACGGGAUGGGGACCGGGGUCGGGGUCGGGGCCGGGCUGGGCGGCGGAGUGAACCAGCGCAUGGACAGCUACGCCGCGCACAUGAACGGCUGGACCAACGGGGGCUACGGCAUGAUGCAGGACCAGCUGGGUUACCAGCACCCGGGGCUGAACGCGCACAACCCGAGCCAGAUGCAGUCCAUGCACCGCUACGAUAUGAGCGCCCUGCAGUACAACUCCAUGACCAGCUCCCAGAGCUAUAUGAACGGCUCCCCGACAUACUCCAUGUCCUAUUCCCAGCAAACCACGCCAGGGAUGACCGCCCUGGGCUCCAUGGGGCCAUCCUCGGUGGUGAAGUCCGAGUCCAGCAGCUCCAGCCCGCCCGUCGUCACCUCGUCAUCCCACAGGGCCGCCCCGGGCUGCCAAAGCGGGGAUCUGAGAGACAUGAUCAGCAUGUACCUGCCCGGGGCGGAGGUCAGCGAACCGACCGCCCAGACCAGGCUACACAUGUCCGGGCACUACCAGAGCGCCGUGCCCGGGACGACGAUCAACGGCACGCUGCCGUUAACACACAUGUAAGAGACAUGAAAGCAAGAAAGAAAAGGAGAGAGAAAGAGAAAGAACUUUUAUAAGAGAAACUGUGGACUACUUAACGUUGGACUAUUUUUGUACAGAAAAAUUUCGGGGUGGGAAAAGUUGUAUAGAAGUCUCCAAGAAAAAGAAAAAAGGGACACACGACUCUUUUUAUUUUGUCUUUUUUUUUGUCUCACAUUUUAUUCUAAGGAAGCUCUAGAGGAACGGUAGGAGAUCCCCCACCACCGCCACAGCCACCAUCCCCACCCCCUUUCACUGACGGAUGAAGUUUGGAAGACUUUAGAAAGUGGGAGUCGCAAUCAAAAAAAUGUUUUAUUAUUGCAAUCACCCUUUUGUACAGUAUUUAUCAAAGAAACAUUACAAUCAGACGAAAUUUGUUUGUUAAACUGCAAAAGGUUGCAUAUUUCUUUUUCUAUUUCUCUUUUUUUUUCUUCGAUUUGUUUCAUUUUUCCUGUUUUAUAUAAAGCAACGCCAGUUCUGCAGAUAAAAAUAUAAAAAAAAACAAAAAAAGUGAAAGAUAGCAGAGCUGAAAUUCUUAUGGGAGCUCAUUUAACACUUCACAACACUGGAAAGAAAAAGGGGACAUGAAACGAAGCAGUUCCUGCGGAUGGCCACAUCAAGCCCAAAGUUUGUUGCCUGUUUCCUAAAAAGUGGGGGGAAGAUUUUUCCACCAAAAUACCCAUCAUCCCCAGUGAUGUAACGAGAGAGUGAAGACGCGAGUGAGAGAGCGGGACAAUGGGAAACGGGAUGGCAAAAUGACAAAUGAGCUAAGUUGUUGGUCCGCUGUUCCUGCAGAGCCACCCGUGGUGUUGGGGGGUCUCACAACAUUUCCUCUGUGUGUCCUCUUGAGCUGAGAUUGCUGCUUUGAACCAGCAAGGAAACAAAUCGAAAUUUUUCUAGAGGGGAGCGACGGCUGCUGUAAUCUCCACUGUUCAAUUAGCUGAAGUGACCGGGACGCCACCUACACUUCAUUAGCUGGAAGGCGAAGGUGAUGCUGACGGUGUAACAUCAGGCGAGUACGAGAGAUGGAGAAGAUGCUGACGUUUCCCAAAAAACCCCACACAAACACACACGGACACACACAUGCAGGCAGACAGUAAAUGGGAGUCUUCUGUCAGGAGUGUGAGUCAUUCCCCAGUGUAGAAAACUGAAUUAAAGUGAAUCAGGCUGAACUGAAAUGACCUGAGCUGAAAAGAAGGCUUCAGCUGGACAGCUCUCUGAAGGUGCUGAGGGAAAAAAAUUAGAUGACAAAUAAUUUGGAAAUAAUGCAGAUGGCACACUGCGGUUUCUCGAGGGGGCCUCGCUAGAUUUCCUGUUCGGCAUUCACUUAUUUCCUUUUUUCAUUUUCAUGUUUACAUUACGUUCUAUAACACUUAUUAAACUGUACGUCUCCGGACUCUCAGCAUUUGUGUCCUAUCUGUUUUUGUAUUUGAGCUUGUGCCAUAACCAUCAAAAGUGUACAUUAGUGUACUGUGACAUUUCCUUUUUUGUCUGUGUGCCAACAGUCUGUUCAUUAUUGUGUAAUUAAAUAUUAGACACAGAAUUAGAUUUUUAAAAAUAAAUCUAGAGGCUAUUUUCAGCUAGCUGGUGCCGUUUCGUUUCAAAUCGUUUGUUUUUCUUUUUAACCACAACUGCACAAAAUUAGUCUUGCUUAAUAUUUUGUAAUGAUGGCAAAUUAUUGUUUUCCAUCUGAGCUUCACACUUGAUUCGAUUAAAGAGUGUUAGGAUAACCGGUACAGCAGAUCUGGUCUCUAAGCAACUCCAGAUUCAGUGACCUUUGCAUUUUGAGUUUAACUGAGACAUGACAAGAAAAAAAAAAACAAGUAUGUGUUCAGUGUGAUCGUGCCAGUCAUAAGUUACUUCAUCAUAAGACCUGGGCGGCUGAUUUUGAUGUGGUUUAAAUGUGGGUUUAAUCACAAACUCUUCUUUUUUUAUUGUACUUUCUUGUUCUUGAAGCUUGCGCUCCACUGUUUAAAAGAUAAAAUAAAAAUAAAAACAUUGUGAAAGAC
Pundamilia nyererei is the source of this 3204-nucleotide messenger RNA. It is a transcript of the gene sox2, whose product is annotated as SRY-box transcription factor 2. Gene Ontology annotation, cellular component: nucleus. NCBI's taxonomy places the organism in Eukaryota, Metazoa, Chordata, Actinopteri, Cichliformes, Cichlidae. Gene Ontology annotation, molecular function: DNA-binding transcription activator activity, RNA polymerase II-specific; RNA polymerase II cis-regulatory region sequence-specific DNA binding. Bases 218 to 1180 code for a protein of 320 amino acids. The transcript has 6 exons. The record is from RefSeq and is a predicted model, not a curated record. Gene Ontology annotation, biological process: neuron differentiation; positive regulation of transcription by RNA polymerase II; negative regulation of transcription by RNA polymerase II.